Cyprinus carpio (common carp) is the source of this 4754-nucleotide messenger RNA. Its product is annotated as zinc finger CCCH domain-containing protein 7B-like. Gene Ontology annotation, molecular function: protein binding; metal ion binding; miRNA binding. NCBI's taxonomy places the organism in Eukaryota, Metazoa, Chordata, Actinopteri, Cypriniformes, Cyprinidae. The transcript is spliced from 23 exons. The coding region runs from base 289 to 3180 and encodes 963 amino acids. The record is from RefSeq and is a predicted model, not a curated record. Gene Ontology annotation, biological process: miRNA processing.
AGAGUUGAAUUUAUUUGAAUGAGGGACUGGGCUCCUGCAGCCACCGAGCGCCUCCCGGCGGAGUCAGCGCGAGCGCUUAUUAGCUGGAAACAUUAGUCGGGUUCACAGUGAGGGAGCAGUGACACGUUCACACAAAUACAUUUGGCAAAUAUCUUGAGAUCGAUCAGAUAAUAAUCUGUCAGCUAUCCCACCAGUGGUUUGCACACAGACCGCCAGCCAAACACGCGUGACUCUGAAGAAAGCGCUCUUUCUCGUGGUUUUCUCCAGACAGCUUUGUGAUGGUCAAACAUGAGCGGUGAGCGUCAGAAGCGCCAGCAGGAGAUUCAGAGAGCGCUGAACUUCAUCAAGUGUUCUCUGCCUUAUCCGGACCCUGAAGGCUAUGAGGGGUUUGUGGUUCAGCUGGUGUGUAAUCUCUUAGAUGAGGGCAAUGCCGCGUUUCGAGAGGGCGACUGGAUGCAGGCGCGCGGUCAUUUUGAUGAGGCUGUCAAUGUGGCGCUAUAUGCUCAAGCCGAGGGGCUGAACGUUCCCGCCGCCCUGCUGGAGAGUCUGUACAUCAACCGCGCAGCCGUCCAUCAGAACAUGGGCGAGUUUGACAGUGGUGUGAAGGACUGCGAUCUCGCUCUGGAGGUGUGUAAGGACAGCACUAAAGCGUUAUAUCGUAAAGCCGUGUGUCUGAAGGAGUCUGGGAAACUGAGAGAGGCGUAUGACUGCAGCGCUGCAUGUCUGCUGGCCUCGCCGCAGGAUCAGUCGGCCAGUAAUUUGUCCAAGGAAAUCGCAGCCAGUCUGGGCUUGAAAAGCAGAAAAGCGUACAUCAGUUCUCACAGGGAGAAAGCAGCAGGAUCUGAGGACGACUGUGCCGCGCCGUCACCGUUAGAUGAGAUUUCUUCUGUUGAGCUGGAGGAAGGGACUGACUCUGCAGUGUUUUCUCUGACAGCUGACUCUGAUUGGCCGUCCCCUGUCUUACCUGCGCCGGUCCCUGUGAGCGACCCCCAUGAGGCCCCGGGUCAGUCCGGAGCCGUGCCGCUCUCGGUGCCCGUGUCUCAGUCGCUGGAGGACAGUGAGCUGAUGGGAGACGAGCUGGACAAUCUGCUGGACUGCAUGUCUAAAGAGGAAGACGCAUCGCAGAGUGGAGUGGUUCCCAGCUCUCUGCUGUGCUUCUCGUCUCCUCGUCUUCCUCCUGCCUUCUUCUCCUCCUUCGGGAGUCAGCUGAGCUCUCUGGACUCCUUCACUAAAGCUGAGCUGAGCUCGAACUCCUCCAGCGGCGAUCUGGACGCGCUGGACUUCAUCUGUCCGUCCUCCGUCUCCCCACAGCACCCUCUAGUGGUGGGAGGAGACGCUCUCGAUUCGCUGUCAGAGUUCAGUCUGCCAGGUGGGAAAGUCUGUCGUAGUUUUCUGCCGUCGGUCAAACUGACAGGUUCUCCUCAUACGAGGAAUGGUCACGUGACCUCGACUCUGUCCAGGCUGACGAAGAACCCGCUGGAGCACACGCAUGAUUUCACUCAAGCCUGCAGCAGCUGCUUCACCACUACAGGUCCAGGUGUGCUGGAUUUUGAGUUGAGGUCUGAUGUGACUCAUAGAUGUAAGAAGGAUCUUCUGCUGUGCAGGAGAAGGGGCGGGGCUAGCUCUCCCUGGAGGCGGAUCCGGCCCCGCCCAACUCGCAACAACUUCCAGGCCUCCUUCGUGCUCUGCAGAGAGGUGUUGGAGAAUCAGGUGUGUAAGUACGGUGAGGGAUGCACGUUUGCGUAUUGUCAAGAAGAGAUAGACGUGUGGACGCAGGAGAGGCGUGGCUUACUGGUCAGAGAGCUGCUCUUCAGUCCGCUCUCGACCAAUGAGAGACAAGCACUCGGCGUCAUCGAGCUACUGAACAUACACUCGGGCAUGUUCAUGUUCCUCUGUGAGGCCUGUUUUGACUACAAACCCAGAAUGAUCAGCAAACGCUGGAAGGAGAAUCCGGCUCUGUGUGCGAACGCACCGACACAGCAUCAGUUUGAUAAGAAGAAGUGUCUGGUUCAUGUGGUGAAGAGCAGCGCUGUGAGCUACAGUAAGAUCCGAGCGGUGAGCUCCCGCUGUCACUUCGAUGUGUGUCGUCAACAGCUGGCUUUGGGCUGUAAGAAGAAGGACGGCUGCUGCUUCGCUCACUCGCUCAUCGAGCUGCAGAUCUGGAUCCUGCAGAGAGACACAGGAAUCAGCCAUGAAAAGAUCGUGCAGGAGUCCAAAAAACACUGGAACAUACAGCGCCCUGCGGUCGUGGCUCCACGCUCUCCGAACAGAAUCACUGCUGCUAAAUCAAAGAGUCCAAGCAGAGCGGAGGAGACGAAUGGGAAGGCGGGUCCUGUGCAGGGAACAGGAAGUGCUGAGGUCAAAGGUCACGGGCUGGAGCUGAUGAUGAAGUUUGUGUGCGGUCAGUGCUGGAAAGAUGGGCUGCUCAGUGAACCGGACCGAGCACUGAAAUACUGCACUGCUAAAGCCAGACACAGCUGGACCAAAGACAGGAGGGUUUUACUGGUCAAAUCUCAUGAGAGGAAGAAGUGGGUCGCAGUGCGACCUUUGCCUUUUGCCAAGACCUUUCCUCAACAAUACGAUAUCUGCGUCCACGUGCUGAAGCAGCGUAAAUGUCAUUACAUCGGGAACUGUAGUUUCGCUCACAGUCAGGAGGAGAAGGAUCUGUGGACGUACAUGAAGAACAACGGCUUCAGAGACAUCCAGCAGGUGUUUGACGUCUGGCUCUCGACCUCCAAUCAGAACCGAGCAUUUGACUGCACCUCACCAUCUCAGCCAAUGGAAGAGAAGCAGAUCACCAUGCCGACAGACUUUGCUGAAGCGACGCAGGACGGUUUCUACUGUCCUCUGUGUGGGAAACACAGUAACAGUGAUCGGCAGUGGCAGCAGCACAUCUCCUCAGAGAAACACAAGCACAGAGUGUUCAGCGGCGAGGGAGAGGACGAGAGCCUGGCCUGGUCCCAUCGCUUCCCUGGACCCUGCUUCUCCAUCUGUCCCAGGUUGGAUGAGGGUUGUGCUGAUGGAGCGAGCUGUGACUUCGCUCACAGUGAGGAGGAGCUUCAGGAGUGGUGCAGACGGAGGGACUUCCUGCGCAGGAUGCUGAACAAAGCCAGAGCCGACAUGCUGAUCUCUCCAACUGACAACAACUUUGGGAUCUACAACUUCCUGCUUCAGAACUGAACAAACAGGCUCACAUUUGUACUGUGUCUAUGAGAGUUUAAUCAGGUGAGAGUUACCGCAGGUCCUGAUGAGUGUUCAGCGGAAAGAUGUUACACCUCCAGACGUGACCCAGAACACGUUUCAUGGUUGAUGAAGGAUAUAGAGAAUAAUAAAUAAAUAGAGAAUAAAUGUUGUUAAUACUCUGAAUAAAAGUAAGUUUGUUUUACUUUUACUGUAUUUGUUUAUAAAAGAAAAUGAAACAUCAUUCAUAAUAAUCACAGUAUAAUGCAGUAAACAUUAUUUUUGUGAAGCUCUUUUUUUGUAUUUUAUUUUUUGUUGAGUAAAUUGUACUUUUAUUUAUUGAUGCUUUUAUAAUUGAUGUGAAUCAGAGGAGAUGGAUCUGUACUGAUGAUCGCAUCAUACCUGCUGCUUCUUUCAAGUUUAUUUUGCCUGUUGCACAAAAACUCAGUGUUGCAGAGUCUUACAAUCAUUUCAUGUCUUAUUUACUUUCUUGUGUUAUUACCGCUUUUGAACUAGGCUUUAGCGAACGAGUCAGUGUCUGAGAAUUAAAGUGAAAAAGUGGUUUAAACGAUUAAGUAAAUGAAGACUGAAGGCUGUUUUAGUGUUAUGUGAUCGUAUGCCUCGCUCAGACUACACGACUUCAACCGUCGGCAGAUGGCUUUGCUGCUCAGACUACAUGACUUGCUGUCUGUCUUGAGGUCAUUGUGGUGUUCACACUACGUUAAUGAUCUGCAACAUGAGGUCACACACACUACACCAGCUGACAACAACUCAAUCCUGUCCUCAGAUCAAUGCAUGUGAAAAUGGACAUGGGGAAGAAAUUAGUUAACUUAAUUUCAUAAUUCACUCUUCGUUAGGAGUGUGUUUGAUAAACGAUCAACCAAUCUUAAUGUUGAAAUCACCAUUUUGUCUGACAUAAAAUGGUAUAUUGACAUCUUUCCAUGGUUGAAAUAUCAUACCUUCUAGGGCUGCAAGAUAUUUCAUAAUCACUUCACAGGAUGUGCGAUAUUUAGUAUAGUGAUCGUUAAUCCGUAUGGACCAGGGUUCGAAACGCAGGUGAUUCUUGGAUUAAUUGUGAAGUUUAACCAUCAUACAAUGAAGGUUCAUCAUUUGCAUGUGUUUCAGGUCCUGUCUGUCUAAACAUUCAAGCGACUUUAAACCAUUCGAGCAUGAGAAGGCACUAAAUAGAGCUCAAUUAAGAACAGGUGCUGUUUUCUGUGCUCACACACAGAGCAGAGAUGCACAUCAACACUGAAUUCUGUUCGUCUAUUUGUGCCUGAAAUGACACUCAACAGGAAAAAUGCAUGUCUCUGCAAGUGUCCUUAUAAACACAGUUGCUUAUAGCUUAGGUGAAGGUAAACAAUUGAGAAAGAAAAAAGGUGUAACCGUAUAUUGGUUCACAGCAGUUUAAUGUUCCUGAUGCUUUCUAUGUCAUGAAUGUCAAUCAACGACAAAACUUCUAACUCGAUUAAAUUACCGAAAGCGAUACAGUGUUAUUUUACAAUUGAUUAUUCAAUUUCUGUACCUGAAUACUGUUAGACUUGCCUGAAAAAUAUAAAGCACCAUUUAAUUCA